This is a messenger RNA of Talpa occidentalis (Iberian mole), 4294 nucleotides long. It is a transcript of the gene EFL1, whose product is annotated as elongation factor like GTPase 1. The record is from RefSeq and is a predicted model, not a curated record. Bases 40 to 3363 code for a protein of 1107 amino acids. Gene Ontology annotation, molecular function: GTPase activity; GTP binding; ribosome binding. Gene Ontology annotation, cellular component: ribonucleoprotein complex; cytosol. Gene Ontology annotation, biological process: cytosolic ribosome assembly. NCBI's taxonomy places the organism in Eukaryota, Metazoa, Chordata, Mammalia, Eulipotyphla, Talpidae. The transcript has 20 exons.
GCCCGGAGCGGAGCCGGACGGGCGAGGCCGGAGACAGCCAUGGUGCGCGGGGGCCUGGAGAAGACGGCGCGGCUGCAGCGGAACGCGGCCAACAUCAGGAACGUCUGCGUGCUGGCGCACGUGGACCACGGCAAAACGACUCUGGUUGACUGUCUCAUAUCCAGCAAUGGCAUCAUCUCCAGCCGCCUGGCAGGCAAGCUGCGGUACAUGGACAGCAGGGAGGACGAGCAGAGCCGCGGCAUCACCAUGAAGUCCAGCGCCAUCUCCCUGCACUACGCGCACGGCCCUGAGGAGUACCUCAUCAACCUCAUCGACUCCCCAGGACACGUGGACUUCUCCUCUGAGGUGUCCACGGCGGUCCGCAUCUGUGACGGCUGCAUCGUGGUGGUGGACGCUGUGGAAGGAGUGUGCCCACAGACACAGGCGGUGCUGCGGCAAGCCUGGCUGGAGAAUAUCCGUCCCGUCCUAGUGAUAAAUAAGAUUGAUCGCUUGAUCGUCGAGCUGAAGUUCACCCCGCAGGAGGCCUAUUCUCACCUCAAGAAUAUUCUAGAACAGAUUAAUGCACUCACGGGAACUCUUUUUACUUCUAAAGUCCUAGAAGAAAGAGCAGAGAGAGAGACUGAAGCCCAGGGCCGCCCCCACGCCGAGCCGGGGGAGCGGGUGUAUGACUGGAGCGCGGGCCUGGAGGACGAGGACGACUCCCACCUGUACUUCUGCCCUGACCGGGGCAACGUGGUGUUCGCCAGCGCCAUCGACGGCUGGGGCUUUGGGAUUGAGCACUUUGCCAGCAUCUAUAGCCAGAAAAUCGGCAUCAAGAAGGAAGUCCUGAUGAGGACCUUGUGGGGCGACUAUUACAUUAACUCGAAGGCUAAGAAGAUCAUGAAGGUGGAUCAGGCCAAAGGGAAGAAGCCUUUAUUUGUGCAGUUGAUCCUGGAAAAUCUAUGGAGUCUGUACGAUGCUGUCCUAACCAAGGACAAAGAGAAGAUUGACAAGAUAGUGACUUCUUUGGGGUUGAAAAUCGGAGCCCGGGAGGUGCGACAUUCAGACCCCAAAGUCCAGAUCAGCGCCAUCUGCCGCCAGUGGCUGCCUGUGUCCCAGGCAGUGCUGACGAUGGUGUGUCAGAAGCUGCCCAGCCCCCUGGACAUGACGGCGGAGAGGGCGGAGAGGCUGAUGUGCUCAGGAUCGCAGACAUUUGACUCUCUCCCGCCAGAAACCCAGGCGCUGAAAGCAGCGUUUUUGAGCUGCGGGAGCGAGGACGCUGCUCCGGUUAUCAUCUUCGUGUCCAAGAUGUUUGCCGUCGACACCAAGGCUUUGCCUCAGAAUAAGCCGAGGCCCCUUACUCAAGAGGAGCUCACUGAGCGGCGUGAGCGCGCCCGACAAAGGCACGCAGAGAGGCUAGCGGCAGCGCAGGGGCAGGCGCCCCAGGGCCCCACCGAGGACGAGGGUGCCCCAGAAACCAGCCCCGAGGGAGAGGAGCCGAAAGGGGAGGAUCCCCGUGAGGAAAGCCAGGCCCCCAGCCCCGGGCCCCCGGCAGGAGACGGCCAGGAGGCGUUCAUGGCCUUCGCACGCGUGUUCAGCGGCGUGGCUCGCCGGGGCAGCCGCGUCUUUGUCCUGGGGCCCAAGUACAACCCCGCUGAGUUCCUGCGGCGGGUCCCCGAGGGCUUCUCUGCCCCCCCGGAUGGCCUGCCCCCCGUCCCCCACCUGGCCUGCUGCACGCUGGAGAACCUCUACCUGCUGAUGGGCCGGGAGCUGGAGCAGCUGGAGGAGGUGCCUCCGGGAAACGUGCUGGGGAUCGGUGGCCUGCAGGACCUGGUGCUCAAGUCCGCAACGCUGUGCAGCCUCCCGUCCUGCCCGCCCUUCGUGCCGCUCAGCUUUGACGCCACUCCUAUCGUCAGGGUCGCCGUGGAGCCCAAACACCCAAGUGAAAUGCCGCAGCUCGUCAGAGGAAUGAGGCUGCUGAACCAGGCCGACCCCUGCGUGCAGGUCCUCAUCCAGGAGACGGGGGAGCACGUGCUGGUCACGGCCGGCGAGGUCCACCUCCAGCGCUGCCUGGACGACCUGACGGAAAGGUUUGCGAAGAUCCAGAUCAGUGUCUCAGAACCCAUCAUCCCGUUCCGAGAGACCAUCACGAGGCCCCCCAUGGUCGACAUGGUCAACGAGGAGAUCGGCAGGCAGCAGAAAGUGGCCAUCAUCCACCAGGCCAGAGACGGCCAGAGCAAGGUCCCCGAGGGGGCCCACGUCGACCCUGACGGGCUGGUCACCCUCUCAACCCCCAACAAGCUGGCCACGCUCAGCGUCCGAGCCCUGCCCCUGCCGGAGGAGGCCACGCGGCUCCUGGAGGAGAGCAGCGACGUGCUCCGCUCCCUGGAGCAGCUGGCGUCCGCGCCGAGCGAGGACCCCCGUGAGCAGGCCGCCCACCAGAAGGCCCGCGAGCGGGUAUGGGAGCUCAGGCGGCAGCUGGAGCAGCACCUGACAGGGAGAAGGUGGAGGGACACCGUCGCCCACAUCUGGUCCUUCGGCCCGAGGAAGUGCGGGCCGAAUAUCCUGGUCAGCAGGAGCGAGGGCUUCCAGGGCUCCGUGUGGACUGGCCUCGCGGGCGGCACGCCGGGGGAGGGCAGCUGCUUCCGGGACGUGGGCAACAGCCUGGUGAGCGGCUUCCAGCUGGCCACGCUCUCGGGCCCCCUGUGUGAGGAGCCACUCAUGGGGGUCUGCUUCAUCCUGGAGAAGUGCGACCUGAGCAGACUGGAGGAGCCGGGAGCCAGCAAGACGCAGGACCCGGGGCCCGGGGGGCAGGAGGGCAGCCCGGUGCCUGGCGCCAGGACUGCGGACCCGAGAGGCGACCUCCCGCUGCCCGACUGCUACGGGCCCCUCUCGGGACAGCUGAUGGCCACCAUGAAGGAUGCGUGCCGCGCCGCGCUGCAGGUGAAGCCCCAGCGUCUGAUGGCCGCCAUGUACACGUGCGACAUCAUGGCCACCGGGGACGUGCUGGGCCGGGUCUACGCCGUCCUGUCCAGGCGGGAAGGGCGCGUGCUGCACGAGGAGAUGAAGGAGGGCACGGACGUGUUCAUCAUCCAGGCCGUGCUGCCCGUGGCCGAGAGCUUCGGCUUUGCCGACGAGAUCCGCAAGAAGACGAGCGGCCUGGCCAGCCCGCAGCUGGUGUUCAGCCACUGGGAGGUCAUCCCCAGCGACCCCUUCUGGGUGCCGACCACGGAGGAGGAGUACCUGCACUUCGGGGAGAAGGCCGACUCCGAGAACCAGGCCCGCAAGUACAUGAACGCCGUGCGCAGGCGCAAGGGCCUGUCGGUGGAGGAGAAGCUGGUGCAGCACGCGGAGAAACAGCGCACCCUGGGCCGGAACAAGUAGCCGCCGCCUGCACGUGCCCUCCCCCGCCCCGGGCCGCUGCUGGGCUUUCCCGCAGCCACUUGGACGUGGGGCGCCGGCACCUGCCCCGCGCUCUGUUAAAGUGUCAGCCCCCACGCUCGGCCUCCUUGGCUCUGUUCUUGGUCUCACCGCGGGGUGUCAGCGAGCGCGCCGGGCUCGCGUCCCUGCACGCGUUUCUCCUGUGCUUCCUGACACCCCUCCUGGCAGCCCAGGCCCCAUGAGCUGAGCCGGGGGCUCCCGGGUAGUGGAUGCCCCCUCCCCUCUGGCCAUUCCAGAGCUGGGACUGCUGCCUUCUGGCCAGAUGCUGUGCUCACAGCAGGAAUCUUGGGGCGCAUCUGCUUGGGGUGAGGGGAGAGCCUGUCCCCUCCCAGGGCCUGGGGAGAAGGUGCAGUGUGGAGACCCCAGGACAUGAGGCUGUUGGUUUGGCGGCUCUGCCCCCGGGGGACAACACGCCUGCAGAGGGACACCCCACGGGCACCCCGCCCCUGGCAGGGUCCCCGGCCACUCCGGCACUGCCACCUCAGGAGCUUGUGGCUCAGCUGCUGAGCGACUGGCCGUGGUGUGCACGCGCUGCUGUGUGUGUGUGCAUGAGGGUGUGUGCUGCAGCUGCGCGUGUGUACUGCUUGUGCACCGUGGGUGUGCAUUUGGUCGCUCACCUUGGGGCCCUGUAAGCCCUUCCCUCCCUUCCGAUCACCCCCGCUCGCCGCUGUCUCCCCGCCCUCUUCCCAGCUCUGUUCCCGGGGAGGUGCCCCCACCCCCAGCCCAGGGCCCGGCCUGCCCUGCAGCCCUAGUACUGACCACUGUCUGCCGUCCCUCCUGGCUGGGGCACACACCAUCACUGAGGUGCCUGGUCUUGGCAUCAAUGCCCACUUCUCAUGUAGGACCCUGGGGGGGUCAGCGGGGUCAGAGGGUG